Molecule: messenger RNA, 3286 nt
Organism: Rubroshorea leprosula
Lineage: Eukaryota; Viridiplantae; Streptophyta; Magnoliopsida; Malvales; Dipterocarpaceae
Source: the annotation of a GenBank genome assembly
CCUCUUCGACAGUAGUUAGUGCAAUCCACCGUGAUCCUUCCGGUACUGCAAUGGCGAACCCACCGAAGCCCUGGAAGGCGGAGUAUGCCAAGUCAGGUCGAUCGUCAUGCAAGACCUGCAAGAGCCCUAUCGACAAGGAGGUUUUCAGGCUCGGCAAAAUGGUCCAAGCCAAACAGUUCGACGGCUUCAUGCCGCAUUGGAAUCAUGCCAGUUGCAUACUAAGGAAAGCGAAACAGAUAAAGUCGGUUGAUGACGUUGAAGGCUUAGAAUCACUUAGAUGGGAAGAUCAGCAAAAUAUUAGAACCUAUGUGGAAAGUGGUGGGCCUGCUGGUGGUGGACCUGAUGGUGGUGGACCCACAAAUAGAAAAGCUGCCACGGCUUUGCAAUAUGCUAUUGAAUCUUCACAAGCUUCUCGUGCUACAUGCAAGCAUUGUAGUAAAAAGAUUAUGAAAGGAGAGGUUCGUAUAUCUUCGAAACCUGAAGGUCAAGGCACUAAGGGAUUGGUGUGGCACCAUGCCAGCUGUUUCAUGGAAUUGUCUCCAUCUACUGAAAUGGAGAAGUUGUCUGGAUGGGAAAGCCUCUCAGCCACUGAUCAGGAAAAUGUACGUGCAUUGAUUAAGAAGGUUCCUUCUGCUGCUAAGAAUGGGGAAAGAAGAGAGGUACGAGAGGAUAAAGGGUUCGUUCAACAACCAACCUCUAGAGCUGGUACCAAACGUAAAAAUGAUGUUAGCAGUGAUCAGAAGUCCAAAGUUUCCAAGGUUGAAAGAGAUUCACCAUCAAGCAGGGUUGAACAGCCAAGAGAUUCUGAUCUAGAAUGUAAACUGGAGGCACAAACUAAAGCAUUGUGGGCCCUAAAGGAUGAUCUGAAGAAGCAUGUGACAACAGCACAACUACGUGAAAUGCUGGAAGCCAAUAAUCAAGAUACAACAGGGUCAGAACUUGACUUGCGUGAUCGCUGUGCUGAUGGGAUGAUGUUUGGUGCACUUGAGAAAUGCCCUUUAUGUUCUGGUUCAAUUUGCUAUUCUGGAGGCUCAUACCGGUGCCAUGGCUACCUAUCAGCAUGGAGCAAGUGUUCUUACUCUACUCAUAAACCAGAACGUCUUAAAGGAAAAUGGAAAGUUCCAGAUGAAACAGAAAAUGAAUUUCUUAGCAAGUGGUUUAAAUCACAAGGAGUUAAGAAGCCUGUUCGAAUUCUGCCUCUACCAUCAUCCACCAAUGCUUCUUCAAGUGUUGCUUCUAACAGUCCUUCACAGUCUUCUAAGGCUGAAAGCUUGGCAGAUUUGAAAGUUUCUAUCGCUGGAUUACCUAAAGAACCCAUGGAACAGUGGAAGCGCAAAAUUGAGGGAGUAGGUGGAACAUUUAGUCUCAAGAUCAAAAAAGACACUAACUGCUUUGUUAUGAGUGGGUUGCCGGAUGAUCAUGAUGCUGAGAUGAGGAAGGCAAGGAGGAUGAAACUGCCAAUUGUUAGGGAGGAUUACUUGGUUGACUGUUUUAAGAAACAGAAGAAGCUUCCAUUUGAUCUCUACAAAGUUGAAGCCAUUGGAGAGGACUCUAGCAUGGUCACUGUCAAAGUAAAAGGGCGAAGUGCUGUGCAUGAAGCUUCUGGCCUGCAGGAUACAGGUCACGUCCUCGAGGAUGGGGGAAGUAUAUAUAACACAACUUUGAACAUGUCUGACUUGUCAACUGGUGUUAACAGUUACUACAUUCUCCAAAUCAUCCAAAAUGAUAAAGGUUCUGAUUGUUAUGUGUUCCGAAAGUGGGGUCGAGUUGGUAAUGAAAAAAUUGGUGGAAGCAAACUGGAAGAGAUGUCAAAAUAUGAUGCAAUCUCUGAAUUCAAACGUUUAUUUUUGGACAAGACUGGGAAUACAUGGGAGGCAUGGGAACAGAAGAAAAAUUUCCAAAAGCAACCUGGCAGAUUCUUCCCAUUGGAUAUUGAUUAUGGAGUUAACAAACGGGUGUCAAAGGUUAAGCACAGCAAUGCAGACAGUAGGCUUCCCCCUCCACUAUUAGAAUUGAUGAAAAUGCUCUUUAAUGUGGAAACAUACAGAGCUGCAAUGAUGGAAUUUGAGAUUAACAUGUCAGAAAUGCCUCUUGGAAAACUGAGCAAAAGUAACAUCCAGAAGGGUUUUGAGGCAUUAACGGAGAUACAAAAUCUAUUAAAGUCCAAUGCAUUUGAUCCUUCAGUCAAAGAAAGCUUGAUUGUUGAUGCCAGUAAUAGAUUUUUUACUGUUAUUCCUUCUAUUCAUCCUCAUGUCAUAAGGGAUGAAGAUGAUUUUAGGUCAAAGGUGAAAAUGUUGGAAGCUCUCCAGGACAUUGAGAUAGCUUCAAGAUUAGUAGGUUUUGAUGUUGACAAUGAUGAUUCCCUUGAUGACAAAUAUAAGAAGCUUUGCUGUGAUAUCACUCCACUUCCCCAUGAUAGUGAAGAUUAUCAGUUGAUUGAGAAAUAUCUUCUCACGACUCAUGCUCCUACUCAUACUGAUUGGUCUCUUGAACUGGAAGAAGUUUUUUCACUUGAAAGAAAAGGAGAAUUUGAUAAGUUUGCUCCCUAUCGAGAAAAGCUUAACAACCGAAUGCUUCUUUGGCAUGGUUCUCGUUUGACAAAUUUUGUGGGAAUACUCAGCCAGGGACUGAGAAUAGCUCCUCCUGAAGCUCCAGCAACUGGCUAUAUGUUUGGCAAGGGAGUUUACUUUGCUGAUUUGGUCAGCAAGAGUGCUCAGUAUUGCUACACUGACAAGAAAAAUCCUGUGGGCCUACUGCUUCUGAGUGAAGUUGCCUUGGGAGAGGUUUACGAGCUGACAAGGGCCAAGUAUAUGGACAAACCACCAGAACGAAAGCAUUCUACAAAAGGACUGGGCAAGAAAGUACCCAACAAGUCUGAAUUCGUGAAGUGGAGGGAUGAUGUUGUUGUUCCUUGUGGCAAACCAGUGCCAUCAAAUGUGAAGGCUUCUGAAUUGAUGUAUAACGAGUACAUAGUUUAUAACACAGCUCAAGUCAAGAUGCAGUUCUUGUUGAAGGUGAGGUUUAAUCACAAGAGAUGAGAGGUAAUGGAUGUUUCUCAUUAUCCUGAGGAAUGUCACUUCUAGUAAAUAAAUAUCAAGAAAGGUUAAGUUUGUCAUGUUUUGGAUGUUGUAAGAGAAGCUCUUACUCUUUGACAAGAUCUCAUUUUGGGGUUUGCUUGGAGAUCUUUAACCUUUUGAGAUCUUUCGACUUCUGCUCUAAGCAAUGUAAAUGUUGUUCAUAAGUAAUGGCAAAAGAAUUCAGACUUUCCAGCCAGCUUAUUGCGUAA